Messenger RNA from Cuculus canorus (common cuckoo), 5122 nucleotides. It is a transcript of the gene ZFP64, whose product is annotated as ZFP64 zinc finger protein. Gene Ontology annotation, biological process: regulation of gene expression. Gene Ontology annotation, cellular component: nucleus. The coding region runs from base 949 to 2733 and encodes 594 amino acids. The record is from RefSeq and is a predicted model, not a curated record. The transcript is spliced from 6 exons. NCBI's taxonomy places the organism in Eukaryota, Metazoa, Chordata, Aves, Cuculiformes, Cuculidae.
CAAGAAGGACAUUGAGGCGCUGGAGCGUGUCCAGAGGAGGGAACGGAGCUGGGGAAGGGGCUGGAGAACAAGGGCUAUGAGAGGCGGCCUGAGGAGCUGGGGUUGAUCCGCCUGGAGAAGAGGACGCCCAGGGGAGGCCUCAUCACUCUCCGCAGCUCCCUGUUCGUGGGUGCUGGUCUCUUCUUCCCCUUAUCAGGCGACAGGACGAGAGGGAGCGGCCUCAAGCUGUGCCACAGCAGGUUUAGACUGAAAAUCAGGAAAAAUUUCUUCGCCAAAAGGAUUAUUGUGCGCUGGCAGAGACCGCCCAGGGAGGCGCCAGCCUGGAGGUGUUUAGAAGCCGGGCAGUUCCCGGUGGGACAACUGUGCUGGUGGAGCUUACCCCUGACAUCCACAUCUGUGGCAUCUGCAAGCAGCAGUUCAAUAACCUUGAUGCCUUUGUUGGACACAAGCAAAGUGGUUGCCAGCUCACGAGUGCAACAGCUGGAGCCACCAGUACAGUUCAGUUUGUGUCUGAAGAAACGGUGCCAUCAACACAGACUCAAACCACAACCAGGACUAUUGCUUCGGAGACCCAAACCAUCACAGAUGCAGCACAGCCAGUGUUGAAAAACAAACAUGCUUUUAUUAAUGUAAGACCUGGACAGUCAUCAGAAGAAACUGAACUUCUGAAGAAACUGGAUGGUGCAGUCAGAUAGGAUUCAGAAGCAGAUGAGUGGGCCUACUCAGGAUCUUAAUAAGUUCAGCAUGGCUCAUCAGGUCUUCACAGAAUUUUCACUGGUAGCAGGGAAGAGAAAAGCCUUUUUCCUCUCCCCCUCCUCCAGGUGGAUAGGAAGCCAGGAACAGGAAUUUUGCUGGAAAAAAAACAGACUAGGGAAGUAAUUAAUGAAACUAGAAAAUAAUUAGAUUUUUCUGAUUGGAGAAGUUGAUGUCCUCGAACUGAACUAUUUUAUGUGUUUAGUUUCUGCACCAGAGUUUGUUUUUGAGCAUGGCUAUCAAACAUACCUGCCCAGUGAAAGCAGUGUGCCUCCAGCAGCUGCUAUUGUCUCUCCACCACCAAAAGCACGUUCAAGAAAAUCUACCUCCUCACUUACACAGAAGAAACUAGACUGCUGCUAUCCAGGUUGCCAGUUCAAGACUUCGUAUGGUAUGAAGGAUAUGGAACGUCAUCUGCGAACACACACAGGAGACAAGCCCCAUAAAUGUGAAGUUUGUAACAAAUGUUUUAGUCGUAAAGAUAAGCUGAAGAUGCAUAUGCGUUCUCAUACUGGAGUGAAGCCUUACAAAUGUAAGCAUUGUGACUAUGCAGCUGCUGACAGCAGCAGUCUCAACAAGCACCAGCGCAUUCACUCCAACGAACGUCCUUUUAAAUGCCAGAUCUGUCCUUAUGCAAGCCGCAACUCUAGCCAGCUCACUGUACAUCUCAGAUCCCACACGGGAGAUGCUCCUUUCCAAUGUCAGAUGUGUCCUGCUAAAUUUAAAAUCAACUCAGACUUGAAGAGGCACAUGCGUGUGCAUUCUGGUGAGAAACCUUACAAAUGUGAGUUCUGUGAGGUCCGAUGUGCCAUGAAAGGAAACCUGAAAUCACACAUUCGUAUCAAGCACAGCAUGGAAAAUACCCUGAAGUGUCCAGAGUGUGAAUUUCAAUGUGGAAACAAAACAAGCCUUCGGCACCACAUAAGAACUCAUCAGCCCGAGCAGCCAGUGAAGUGCUCGGAGUGUAACUACUCCUGCUCUAACAAGGCAGCUCUGAAAGUGCAUGAGCGAAUCCACUGCAAAGAUCGUCCUUUCAAAUGUGAGUUCUGCAGCUUUGAUACCAAGCAGCGGAGCAACCUGACAACUCAUGUGAGGAAAGUUCAUGGUGACAAAGUCAAGACCAAGAAGCAAGCUGUGGAGAAGCAGGGAGAUAAAACAAAGCACGGUGGCUCCAGGCAAGUCGCCAAAUUGGAUGCAAAGAAAGCAUUUAAGUGUGACCUGUGUGAUGCUUCCUUUGUGCGAGAAGAUUCUCUGAGGAGUCAUAAGAAGCAGCACAGUAUGUAUAAUGGAUCUAAAAAUAACGAACUGGCUGUUUUACAGCUCCAGAUGGAUUCCAGUCGGCAGGCGAGUGCCCCGAUUACUGUUAGUCACCUCCAGGUCCCACUUCAGGCUGCUCAGGUUUCUCCAUACAAUGAGGGAAGGGUCAAGAUCAUCGUGGGUCACCAGGUCCCUCAGACUAAUAGUAUCAUUCAGGCUGCAUCAGUGAAUGUCGUGCCUCCUACAUUAGUUGGACAGAAUCAGGAAGACCUCUCAGCCAACAGCCGCUUGCAGCUGCUGGGCCAAGUUAGUUUGUUGGCACCACCUCCACCUCACAUAUCUCAAAGCGAAGCAGGGCCUGUGACGCAACCAGCAGUUCUUCUUACAACCCAUGACCAAAGCGAUGGAAGCGCUUUACAUCAAACUCUGAUUCCUGCUGCUCCUGUCAGUGCUCAUGAUGCUUCAGCAAACCAAGCUUUCAUCACCAGCUCUGGAAUCAGCUGCUCUGACUUAGAAGGCCUUAAUGCUUUAAUACAAGAAGGAGCAACAGAAGUGACUGUGGUUAGUGAUGGAGGUCAGAGUAUAACAGUGUCUACUUCAGCUCCCCCUGCUCCUAUCUUUUCUUCAUCCUCUCACACAGAAGCUCCGAAGCAGACCUAUUCUAUCAUUCAAAAUGGAGCCCAUACAGCUUUACUGUGUCCAGCAGACUCCAUACCGGAUUAGUUGCAAUGGACUACUACUAAACAAACUUUAAUCUCAGAGACAGUGCUGAAUGCAGCAGAAAUGUAUAGGACAUAAGUGAAUGCAGGAUUUGUCCUACAAAGCCAAAUACCUUCCACUUCCACAUUUGACUUGUCUGUACAUGGAAGCGUACAUCUUGUAUGUGAAAAGAGGAUGUGUAUAUUUAUGUGCCUCUACUGAAAUCGGAGGCUGUGGUUUUUUGUAAAACCUGAGUGACUGUUGACAAUUUUGCCAAGCAGUAAGCUUCCCAGAAUAUGUUUCUUGUAUUGUGCUGGCUAAAAUAAGAAAGCCUUAUGAUGGAUUGCCUUCACAGCAGACUUAUUCUUUCAUGCACACACAAAAAGCUAAUAGUCCAAGCCAUUCUGACAUAUAUUUUUAAGUGAAAUUUAUUUCAUUUACAUGCAAUGUAUGCAUUAACUGCACCUGGCUGAUCAUUGAUCUGUAAGAAAUGUCUGCUAGUAGGAGUGAUGCAGCCCUAGGAAGGUUUAAGGGGGCUAUUCCUUAGUAUGUGUAGCUAGGACCUGGCACUUAAUCUGAAAAUGCUUAUGCAGAAGACUAGGUGAUUAUUUUUAGGAAACAAAAUAAUUUUGUCUGUCCACCAGUAAUAACUAACUGUUAGCCAGAACACUAUUGCAAAUUAUAUGGCACAACGAUCUCCGUCGGGGGGACCUGUGUAUUGAAGAACAAAACAACUGCAAAUACAUUUUUUACAAACGUUACUUAAAUUUUGGGUUUAUUGUGAUGAUGCCAGUUUGUAGUUGCAUGGGUGGUAAAAGUGCAUUACAUUUUGGCUCUUUUCAAGUUAAAGGGAACAAAGGAAAAGAUUUAAUUCAUGCCAUUUAAAAUAAAAAAAAAAUAGAUUCUAAUGCAAGGUCUUGAAACUCUAGCAUAAAUUCAGAUUGGAUCACAAUUAGGUAGGAAUUUAUGAUUGUAUUAUGCACACUUUUAUAAUAAAUUAACUCCAGACUGUAUUUUGAACUAUGUAAUAUUAUUGUCCUGUCUAGUGAGCAUUGCUGUAGUGGUAGCUAAUAACUUCUUCACUGCCAAACUCUCUAGUUAAAGAGCAGACUCAACUUGGGAAAACAGACAGGUCUGUAGGUGCCUGGAACUGCAAAAACCAGAGAUGAUUUCACAGCCAGAUGGCAUCCCAAGGACAAUUGUGAGUAGAUGGAAGACUGAAAAGAAUCUGUUACCAAAAGUAGCUCUGAGAUUCCCUUUUGGGGAAUCAAAGUCAAGUUAAAUUUCACAGUAUUUGCUGGUGGGAGACAUUGAUUGCUUUAUGUGCUAGAAGCAUGCUUGGAAAACUUACAAAGAUUAUAUAAUUAGGGCCACUUUCUGAACAGCCUUCGUGUUUGAAAUUUUUAGCUUGUACAGCCUUUAUUUUGUGUAUGUGGGAGUGUUCCUCGCUUCUUCCCUCCAUGUGGUACAUACUGUAUAUACAGUGUAAGGCUUCCUGCUUCACAAUGACGAGUUGGAAACUCGUAAGUACAGUCAUGCCAGUUGUUCUUGAAAAUGUGACCUUUGCUUUUUGUUGAAAUAAGGGUUGCUUAAGCUUGAAUGCUCCAGUAUCGCUGUCAUUCUUUUUGGGAAAUAAUAUUUUUGAAGAUCCAGAUCUCUUCUGCCUUCCCAACCUGUGGUUCUAAGUUAAUGUUCUUUUAAAACAAAAAACUGUUUCAAAUUAUCUUCCUUUUAAAAACUAGGUUUUUAUUUAAGCUGACAGUGUGCCUGAUGCUUGUGGAUAUCAGAAAAGUCCACAUUCCAGUUAAAAGGAGAAACUUCAAAAAUGCUUAAUUAAAAGGGUAUUGUUAAAGACUUGUUUCCUAGCCCCAUGCUGCAUUGAAAUAUGAAGCAAUACUUCUACAUUCACUGACAGUUGUAUUUCAGGGUUUAUAAUUUCCUACAGUUCUCCAACUUUUCAGGUGAUACAGGUGAGUCACCUGUUAAUUAUCUUUUCCCUACAGAUACGUGAUUUAAGAAGCUGACAAGACCCAGUUCCAUGAAGCACUUAUUUUUGUAUAUAUUACAAGUAGGUGGAAGGUUUUUACUACAUUAGGUCACUGCAGAGCAUUCAUUGAGAGCAAUAAACUGAAAGCCUAGACAUUUUGAAUUUUAACACUGGCAUCAAUUGCUAUUUUGUGGCUCUCCAGUCAUGCUUCCUUCUUGUGCCUAUUGCACAGACCUGAUCAUUCCAUUUCAACUAUGUUAAGACUACUUGUAAAACUCUUGAAAGAUAAAAGGCAUCAUAAGUAAGUGCUUGAUCUUAUUAUGUGUGGUCCCUGAUAUCCAGGUUGUAAAUGAUCACUGGAGAAACAUAGAUCAAACAGUUUGUUAUUUUUAAAUUAAAACGGGUGGCACAGAAGUAAUUCUUCAC